Penicillium argentinense is the source of this 2493-nucleotide messenger RNA. RefSeq lists its product as uncharacterized. Bases 1 to 2493 code for a protein of 830 amino acids. The record is from RefSeq and is a predicted model, not a curated record. NCBI's taxonomy places the organism in Eukaryota, Fungi, Ascomycota, Eurotiomycetes, Eurotiales, Aspergillaceae. The transcript has 3 exons.
AUGUUUGAUGCCGUUCGAAGAGCGACAAGCCUCGUUCGCAGUACACCAACCCCACCUCUGGCCAAAAGCCUGAAUGAUGGUGAAGAUGGCGAUGAUGGUGGUGAUGGGCUUGCAUCCUUCGUCGAUGGUCCUCCAUUUGCAUCGCUCCCCACAAUGAGGACAUCUCCCUCCAUCGCGCGUUCAGUAAGCUCCGCGCAUUCGUCCGUAACUAGCAGCAUGGAGAUUGAAAUGGGUUCCACCCGUUCCGGCUGCUCUACCGCGGGGUUUGACGGGACUACCGAUGGGCCUCUCCAUGACGAAGUUGUUGUCAGUGCGGCCCUUUUGUUUGGUGAUUGUACCUAUGCGAGACCCUUGUCUCACGAGGACUUUACAAGCGCCGGAAAAGGUCUGUUUAUGCGAGAUCUCUUCUGGGAGAUCAUUCGAGAUUUAGAGGGCACGUUCCUUGCUGCUCUCCCUAAACCCAACCCUCGGAGUCUUUACCCGGAUGAUUUUGUGAAUCUCUUCGGGCAUUAUGAUGGCAAUCGUCUACUCAGCGGCAUUGUCGAGACAGACACGGAGAUUAUUCCAGGUGACUCGCCAGCACUUUGGGAUGGUCCUUCGGGAAUGUUCGGUCCCAACACCAACCUGCUCAAGGUCUGUCGAACUUCAGACCACGUGACGAUUGGCGUUGUCAACAAAGACGGCGUUGCACCUCUGUUCACCAACAAGACCAGCAUCGACGAAAAGGCAAUCCGAAAAAUAAUGGACGACAAUGCAGAGGAUGAGGAUCAAGAUGAAGACGGUAUCAUCCUCGCUCGUAGGUUCGGUCCGGACAACUACAGCAAGCUCCUCCCUCUUGACGACCUGGUCGAUUCCGGGGACGGCAUUUUCACCAUGCACGUUUUCUGGGAAAUCAUCCGCAUCAGAGAGAGUGGCACCUUCCUCGCCGCUAUUCCCAAGGCUAAUCCUACCAUUCAAUAUCCUCGUGAAUUUGGAAAGAUUUUUGGCGAUACCAACGGACACCGGCUAUUCCGAGGAAUCAUCGACACAUACAGCGAGACAAUCCCGGCCGACUGCAACGAGCUGUGGGAUGGAACUCUGGGUGUCUUCGGUCCAGAGGCAUUCCUGCUCGGAAUUCACAGAGUAGCAGACAACAUGUUAAUUGGCGUUAUCAACAAGGAUGCUAUCACAGAAUUGGAGGGCCCUCGUGGCGAGAAACGGAAGCAACCAAACGAUUCUGAGGCAAGCUCUGAAGACGAGGAAGCUGUCGGCGAAAAUGAGAGCGAACACGACAGCAAGCGUGACCGAAGCAGAAGCAAGCUAGUGAGCGAGCGACCCAAUGAUGGCGGCCAAGAGGGCAACGACGAUGAAAACGACAUUGCCAGUGAAGUUCCGACGGAGCUUCAGAGUGACUCCAGCAGCGAGGUCGUAGACAUCGUCCCAAUUUCCGCCACGACAAAAAAGGUCAUCAGAGAACUUUCCCGACGAGGCACCGAGGAAUCCGAGAGAAUCUACUUCCAAAAGCAGGCUGAGGGGGCCGCACAACGCCGCCGAAAUGAGGAGGAACGCCAAAAGAAGAAUAAACGCCAAAAGCAGGAGGAACUGGAAGAAGAGAGACUCAUGCACCAAAAUUCUCUUGAUCAUGCUGUAGCCCGCCACCGAGAGAAGGACGUGGACGAGUCCGGCAGCGAAGUCUUCUACAAUCCUGGAGGAGACACCUCCGCAAAAAGCGAUCAUGAGGACAAGAGCGAUCAUGAGGAAAGCGAAGAGCAAGACAGCGAGCCUGAAGAAGACGCUGAAGAGAGAGAGAGUGAGAGCGAGGAAGAGGAGGACGAUAGUGCCGAGUCGGACAGCGAGAUCAACCUCAAACCCGACAGCAACUACGGACUGCGACCCAUGACCAUCCGCAAGAUGCUGAAGCGCUACAAUGCCCACGACGUCGAGCGCUGCAUCCACGACAUGGAGUAUCCCUCGUAUGGUAACGAAUUUACCACGGUUUACCCCAAACUAACCCGUCACAGGCGCGUUUACGAGCUGAUCACCAGAUUGAAGACCCGCAUGGCUGUCCCUAGACAAGAAGAGGAAUGCAAGUCACUGCUGCGAUGGAUCAAGAAGAACCUGCCACUGGGACACCCUAUCGACAACAUCGGCGUCGCGUUCGCUGGAAUCUCCACCCGUAUCACCGCAAUUCAACACGAUGUGAUCGAGAUGCAAGAGGCCGUCUCCAACUUCUUCGGAGAUACAGGGUCCCAGUGGAUCGUCGAAAACAUCGAGUCCCUCGUCGACUGCUACAGCCGCAAUGAACUGGGCAUUUAUCCCAAUAAAGUCACUGUCUGGUAUGCAGGUAGGAUGGUGGUUCGCGAGCACGAGCCGGCGGCGAGGAACCUUGAUGUCAAUGAGCUGGUGACGGAGCGUCUUGCGGAGUGGAGGGAGAUGUACGGACCUGGAUUAAUGUGGAUUGAGAAUCCCUGGGAUGUAAGUACAUCCAUUGAGACGAAUGUUUGUGCUCAUUGA